This is a messenger RNA of Meloidogyne enterolobii, 623 nucleotides long. Lineage: Eukaryota; Metazoa; Nematoda; Chromadorea; Rhabditida; Meloidogynidae. The record is from the annotation of a GenBank genome assembly.
GUGAGGGGUCCAUUCCGUUUGGUCCAGGUCCAUCCAACAGUCCAUACCGAUCCAGUCCAUUUUGAUAACCUUAAAAGAUAUAUUUUUGUGUAUUUGAAUUAUGUGGCGUAGAUUAAAUUUUGAUUAAAUAUUAUCAGUUAAUUUUUAAAACUAGAAACGAUACAAAAUGGCCUUCAACAUGUUGUGGUGAGGAAAUGGCAUAUUCAUUUAUUAUUCAAACAAACGACAAAUUAACUAAGACUAUGGUUAGCGGUCAAAGAUUUGAUUGUAAACAUCUACAAUUAAUUGAUAAAUAUAAACUUACUGACAAAUACAAAAUUAAACAAGAAAUACCAUUGAAAAGGCCAGGAAGUAAAGGUUUUACGUUUGUUACUGCUUCAGAUAUCCCAUACUAUAAUCCAAUGAAAAAACUUUUAUAUAAUCUGAAAAAACAAUUUGGUUGUUCUCAAAAAAUUAUUGUUUAUGAUCUUGGGGGUGUUAGUGAAGAUAAGAACAAGAUGGAAGAAUUAAAUGCAGUUUGUGGACUAGAAUGGCGAAAAUUUAAUUGGAGCAUUAUGCCUGCGGAUCUUCGUUUUCCGCGUGUUUAUGCAUGGAAAUUUUAUAUUUUAGUAGUAUUUACAUAA